UUUAUUUUGACAUCAUGCUUUAUGCAGGAGGGGUUAAUAUCUCUACUCACACUCUUACGCUCGCGCUCUACCUUGUUCAAUAGAGAGCACGUGAAGUCAUGUUAUGAGACGAUGCAUGUUUAGAGCCAGAGCUUGUAAAAAAUAUUGCUGUAACUUUCAACUAAAUAUGUUUUGAAGUGUUAUACCUCAGUGCUUGAUUCGUUUGGCAGGAGUAAUUUAAGAAUAAUUUGUGAAGUUUCUAGCUAGCUCUCCAAUGUCUAAGUUAAGUUAAUGGCUAGCUCUCAAGUGUCUAAUUUAAGUUAAUGGCGGCAACUUUCCCUGGAUUACCACUUUUAGCACCCUUUGAUAUGCGGAGCGAGUUUUCACGGUGUUGGUGCAAUGCACACUCGUCUGAAUUAAAGUACACCCGUCUGGAAACACUCCCAAGCCUGUUUAUUCCAAGUUGAAGGGCUGCUACAGUGAAAACUCGGUCGCUCGAUGUGGAGUGAAACGAAACGAAACUCAACUCAACGUUAGAAGGACUGCCAUCUGCUAUUCUGUGUACAAGACUGCCACCUGCUGUUCAAACACCCUCACUUCACCAGCACUCAGGCAAGAUCAGUCUAUUGCGGUUAUGCUGAUUGCUGCAUAAAAUCACGGGACUCUUUGAUUGCAAACACUGAACUUAAGUCACCUUUAUAAACAAUCUACUGUACAUGUUUGAUGCUCUAAAUUAAUCAUACAUCUGAAAGGUGAAUUUAAAGAUACAGAAGGGUGAUAAAAAAUAUAUCUAUUGAACAAAUUGAACCUGUUAAUGUAAAUUCAGUCGUGGGUAAAUCUGUAUUGUAGCAUUUAUUGCUAAGCUGUUUGUGUGUUAUCCUACAUUUUGUUGAUGAUAAUUGCCCUCAGUGCAUGUUUGGUAUCAAGUGUAUGUUGAGUUAUUUAGCUAUAUUUCAGUAAUUAAACUAUAGUUUAGUAGUUCAAUAUAACCAAACAGCAACAAAACCUUAAAAAAUGUCACUUAAUGGAGAAGUAGCAGCUGACACACACAACCCACUCACAAAAACAGAUAACCCACAGCCAGUCAGGUCUAGUUCCCGUGAAAGAACAUUUACAGAAAAGGGAUACGAGAUGCACAAACAGGAAGCAAUUAAACACAAGAAAGAAUUCAUGAGAGCUUAUGGCUACUGGAAAGAGGUGGCAGGAAGGAUUAGGACCGCACUAAAAUCAUUCUGUUCUCAAGAUGAACUAAAUAUAUUCAGAGAAGAAAUCCAAAGUCGACACAGUGCAGUAAGUGAAUGUUAUGAGCCCAUCCAACGCAACCACAAUGCUACCCCAGACAUUGUACCAAAAAUGGAUGCUUGUAUAGCACUCACUGAAGAGAUCAGUGAAAUAAUAAGGCAGCGGCUAGAAACUGUAGAUGAGGCUUUCAAUCCAGAACUUGAGAAACUACGAGUGAGGAUGGCACUUAAGAAGGAUGAGUAUGGAUCUAUCUUCGGACACACAAAGACAGAUACUGUACUUUCUCAAUCAGAAAAUUCCAUCCACUCACAGGCCUCAAGCAAACAUGCAGAUGCAGGAGCAGAACUCGCAGCUCAACAGGAAAGGAUUAAAGCAGUAUAUCAAAUACAAGCUCAAGAAGAAGUGCUUAGCAAGUUAGAAGAAGAGAAGCAGCUAGUUCUUAAAAGGUUAGAAGAAGAAAGGCAAGUAGCUCUUAAAAGGAUAGAGGCAAAUAUGCGUCAGGAAAAGAAAAGACUACAGCAAAUUCAAGCAGAGUCAGAAGUAAGAAUAGCGGAGGCGAGAGUAAACGCAUACGAGAGCCUUGAACAUGACUCCAAAGACUGGCUAAAAGAGACUGAUCUCACAGUUGAAUUCAAAAGCCAGCUCAAUCCAAGGGCUAACGCAUACCAGCCUCCACAAGCACACGCCAAUGCGCUAGCAUCUCCUGAGAAAGACAGCCUUACCCAAGCACUCAUUAACUCACUCAGUAUGAAUCGCCUGCCUGCUCCUGAGCCACCAAAGUUCUCUGGCGAAGCCCUAAAGUAUGUAGACUGGAAGAUGUCCUUCAUGGCCCUCAUAGACCACCAGCCUCUUCCAGCUCAUGAAAAAAUGUUCUACUUAAAAACCUAUCUGAGCGGAGAAGCACGUAAAGCUGUAGAGGGAUUCUUCUAUAGAAACUCCGAAGAAGCAUAUCAAGGAGCCUUAAAGGUCCUAGAAGAAAGGUACGGAAACCACUUCAUUGUGCAAAGGGCCUUUAGAGACAAGCUCAUGAAAUGGCCCAAGAUUGGUACCAGUGAUCCCGCUGCACUUCGAGAGUUUGCUGACUUCCUGCAAGGAUGCGUUGAAGCAAUGCCUCAUGUGAAGGGAUUGGCCAUCUUAGACGACUGUGAAGAGAACCACAAGUUGCUGAAGAAAUUACCUGACUGGAUCACACGCAGAUGGAGCAGAGUCGUCACGGAAAGGUUGGACGAAUCCGGGGAUUACCCAAGCUUUUCCUGUUUCACAAGGUUCAUCCAGAAGGAGGCUCGGAUAGCCUGUAACCCUGUCGCCUCUCCACUUCUGAUCAAGAACACAGAUGACAGGCAGUCCAAAAGAGCUAGAGCACUUCACACAAACACUAAAAGGAACAACCCCACGGAAAGGGUUGAGAAAGUGUUCAAUACCAAGUCAAGGCCACCUUGUCCUAUCUGCCAAGAUGAGAUGCAUGGCGUCGUGAAGUGCCCCACCUUUGCAGCAAAGUCUCUAGAAGACAAGAAAGCCAGCAUACGGGAAAACAAUUUGUGCUACGGAUGUUUGAGAAAGGGACAUAACAGUAAGGAUUGCAAAACACGACACACUUGUGUCAUCUGCGGCAGACGUCACCCCACCUGUCUACACGAAGAGAGAGAGAACCGAUCUGUGGAAUCAAAAGAGAGACAGUCCACUUCCACAGACAAAGGCACUAGUCAGGAGGAGAUCAAAGUGACAUCCCAUGCAGUGACGCAGCGCGUCUUCGCAACCUCAAGCAUCGUCCCUGUUUUCAUGUCAUCUGCAAAUGAACCAGAGAAAGAAGUUGUAACGUAUGCUCUUCUAGACACGCAGAGUGACUCGACAUUCGUCUUGGAAGACUUACUCGAAGACCUGAACGUGGAGACUAAACCAGUACAGCUCAAACUAAGCACCAUGACAUCUGUUGACACACCCAUAGCCAGCCAAAGUGUCUACGGUCUACGAGUACGAGGAUUACAGUCUGAAAAACAUAUUCAGCUACGCCAAGCCUACACUCGUGGCUUCAUCCCGGUUGACAAGUCCUACAUUCCAACUUCCAAAACAGCGCUGCUCUGGCCUCACUUAAAGCAUCUAGCCAACAAGCUUCCGCUGCUGCAGGACUGUGAGGUGGGACUGUUAAUUGGAAGUGAUUGCCCGUUGGCGUUAGCCCCCCAGGAAGUCAUCACAGGAGGCGAAAAUGAUCCAUUCGCCCAGAGAACGGAACUUGGCUGGAGUAUAGUUGGCUCAUCCAAUCCACACCUGGAUCGCCAGGGAAACCAGAGAUUCGUCCAUCGAGUGACAGUAAAGGAAAUACCUGCGCCAUCAACCAACGACGUGCUGAAGGUCUUGGAAUCAGACUUCAAUGAAAGGAAGUAUGCAGACAAAGACAAGUAUGUGUCUCAAGACGACGUUCGCUUCAUUCAGCUUCUGAGUGACAACAUAGUUCAAAGGAAAGAUGGACACUAUGAAAUGCCCCUUCCCUUCAAGAGCACAGAGCCUCCUCUGCUACCAGACAACAAGAAGCUGGCAACAGUUCGACUGCAGCACUUGAAGAAAAGAUUGAAAAAUAACGAGCGAUAUAAAGAACAGUACAAGGCCUUCAUGGAGGAUAUGAUGAAGAAAGGUGAUGCAGAGCCAGCCUCUCCUGCGACAGGACAGCAAACUACAUGGUACAUACCACACCAUGGGGUGUUCCACCCCAAGAAGCCAGAGAAGCUAAGGGUCGUCUUUGACUGUUCAGCGAAGUUCCGUGGCGUCUCACUAAAUGAUACGUUGUUAACAGGUCCUGAUCUGAUCAACUGUCUCCUUGGAGUGCUUUGUCGUUUUAGGAAAGAGGCUGUAGCCAUCAUAUGUGACAUCGAGAAAAUGUUCCACCAGUUUUACGUUUCUCCUGAACUGCGGAACUACUUGCGGUUUCUCUGGUGGGAAGAUGGAGACCUCGAAGCAGAGCCUCAAGAGUAUCAAAUGGCUGUCCACCUAUUCGGCACCACUUCGUCACCCGGAUGUGCCAACUUUGGUCUGAAGUACUUGGCACGUCAACACAAGGAAGAGUAUCCAUUAGCUUCAGCCUUUGUUGAAAGGAACUUCUACGUCGAUGAUGGGCUUAUCAGCGUCCCCUCUGUAGAAGAAGCAAAGGAGUUGAUUGCUGAAGCACAAGAGUUGUGCAAGAGAGGAGGUUUGCAUCUACACAAGUUCAACUCAAAUGAAAGAGCAGUUCUGGACUCUGUGGACCCAACUGAAAGAGCAGUCACAUCUGAACCCCUCAAUCUGGACCUAAAUGCAGCUCCUACAGAACGCGCUCUUUGUAUUCAGUGGUCCCUUGAACAAGACACCUUCAGCUUUAAUGUAAACCCUCAGAUCAGGCCCUCCACACGUCGCGGCAUCCUAUCCAUCAUUGCCUCCUUGUACGAUCCAGUCGGAUUCGUGGCUCCAUUUAUCUUAACUGGAAAGUGCAUCCUCCAGGAGUUGUGCCGUCGAGGCAUUGGCUGGGAUGACCCACUUCCCGAAGACUUAAGUCCACGGUGGGAGAGAUGGAAGAGUGACCUACAACUGCUGAAGGAAGUCUCAAUACCGAGAUGUUACCAACCACAAGGCUUCUGUAAAAUUGUCACAAGGGAACUCCACCACUUCUCGGAUGCCAGCAAUAUAGGAUAUGGCUCGUGUUCCUAUCUGAGAAGCAAGAAUGAAGAUGGCGAAGUUUACUGCAGCCUCGUGAUGGCAAAGGCUAGAGUUGCGCCAACAAAACUCACAAGCAUUCCAAGAUUGGAACUUUCAGCAGCAGUGGUUGCUGCAAGAUCAAGUGUCAUGCUGAGAAACGAGCUUGAAAUGCCGAUCCAAGCAGAAUUUUUCUGGACUGACUCCCAAGUUGUCCUGGCUUAUAUCAAUAAUGAAGCAAGAAGGUUUCAUGUCUUCGUUGCCAAUCGUGUGCAAAUGAUCAGGGAACACACCAGCCCCAGCCAGUGGCACUACAUAGACACAACAGAAAACCCUGCUGACCAUGCGUCGAGAGGUCUAAAUGCAGCAGACAUCUCCUCAUCAAACUGGCUAUCAGGUCCCAAGUUCCUGUGGGAACAAGAAAUAUAUCCAGAGUCUUACCUAACUCCUGAGUUGCUCAUUGGUGAUCCUGAGGUCAGGUCAAUGCAGGUGUUCACAACUAAAGUUGAACCUUCAAAGUCAGACCUUCUUACCCGUCUAGAUCGAUUCUCCUCCUGGUCAAAACUCCUGAAAGUCAUUGCAAGAAUCAAGAGGCUAAAUUCAAAGCAAACUCAUCUUGGCAAACUUGUGGGUGUGGAAGAACGCGAGAGAGCUGCCGAAUCAGUAGUGAAGCUUGCACAAGAAGCAGCAUUCUCCCAAGAGAUGAAGACACUUCAAAGGGGAAAAGGUCUUCAAAACUCCAGCCCUCUGUUUCGCUUGGAUCCCAUCUUAGAAAGAGGAGCACUUCGUGUUGGUGGGAGACUGGAUCAGUCAUCCUUAAGCCUAGAGGUCAGACACCCUUUGAUUUUACCCAAAGGAGGACAUAUUACCAAGUUGAUCUUGACCCACUGUCACGAGAGGAUCUGUCACCAAGGACGGAAUCAAACUCUAACAGAACUUCGAGCCAAUGAGUUUUGGGUCAUCGGGGGAAGUAAGUCGGUUGCUAAGCUAAUACACAGAUGUGUGAAGUGCAGAAGACUCAGACGGCCUGCAGAAGAGCAACGCAUGGCAGAGUUGCCUAAGGAGCGUGUAGAAGUCUCUGCCCCCUUUACAUACUGCGGUAUCGACUGCUUCGGCCCAUUCAUCACCAAGAAAGCCCGUAAAGAGCAAAAGCGCUACGGCUUAAUCUUCACUUGCCUAGCCUCUCGAGCUGUUCACAUUGAGAUGCUUGAGGACUUAUCCACAGAUGCAUUUAUCAAUGCUUUAAGAUGCUUCAUCAGUCUCAGAGGAGCCGUUCGGCAACUCCAUUGCGAUCAAGGGACAAAUUUUGUAGGAGCUAAAAAUGAGUUCAAAGAAGCAUUGAAGCAAUGUGACACCAGAAUGAUCGAGAGCUUCCUCGCAGAAAGGCAAUGUGAGUUUAUAUUCAAUGCUCCCUCAGCAAGUCAUGCUGGCGGCGUCUGGGAGCGCCAGAUUCGGACUGUCCGCAAUGUCCUAAAUGCCACACUCUGUCAAUACUUAGGCAGACUUGAUGACUCUUCCCUUCGAACCCUAUUCUAUGAGGCAAUGGCCAUUGUGAACAGCCGUCCGUUAACUGUAAACGGAGUAAAUGAUCCUACCUCACUCGAGCCAUUAACUCCAAAUCAUCUCUUACUAAUGAAGUCCAAAAUUGCCCUUCCACCGCCUGGAAAAUUUGAAAAGGAGGAUGUCUAUGCAACUAAAAGGUGGCGAAGAGUCCAGUACUUCGUCGAACAGUUCUGGAGCCGGUGGAAGAGAGAGUAUCUCAUGAACAUUUCCACUCGCCAAAAGUGGCAUACGACUCGACGCAACCUUAAGGUAGAUGACUUAGUCAUUAUAAAGGAAGACACCCCUAGAAAUCAGUGGCGUUUGGGAAGAGUAGUUGAAACCACAAAGGAGAGCGAUGGACUAGUGCGUCGCGUCAAGGUGUUAGUAGGAGAAAGAUCAUCAGCAAAACAAGAUCGCCCUACCAAACCUUUGAUUAUAGAAAGGCCCAUUCAGAAACUAGUUCUCCUCCUCGAGAGUGAGUGAUCAGUCUAGUUGUCUACACCUUUAACCCCCCCUUAUGACAUAGUCUACACUCUUUAGUCAUUAAGUAAUACUCACCUGCACAUAUCUAGAAACACUGAUACAGACAUAGGACUCAAGUAUGACAGACAUAGGACUCAAGUAUGAGCCGUUCAGCCAGGUUGAUCCUUGUCUUCACUCUUCAUAAUGUGAGUGGUGGGAGUGUAAAUGACCACCAGCAGUGUUUUAUUAUGAUUAUUUUGUUUCAUACUUUUAUUUCAUGUGACUUUUAUUUUGACAUCAUGCUUUAUGCAGGAGGGGUUAAUAUCUCUACUCACACUCUUACGCUCGCGCUCUACCUUGUUCAAUAGAGAGCACGUGAAGUCAUGUUAUGAGACGAUGCAUGUUUAGAGCCAGAGCUUGUAAAAAAUAUUGCUGUAACUUUCAACUAAAUAUGUUUUGAAGUGUUAUACCUCAGUGCUUGAUUCGUUUGGCAGGAGUAAUUUAAGAAUAAUUUGUGAAGUUUCUAGCUAGCUCUCCAAUGUCUAAGUUAAGUUAAUGGCUAGCUCUCAAGUGUCUAAUUUAAGUUAAUGGCGGCAACUUUCCCUGGAUUACCACUUUUAGCACCCUUUGAUAUGCGGAGCGAGGUAUGUGGUUCAUGUGUUAUUUCAUGUUAAUUAAUUUCAUUUUGUUGUUAUGUUCAUGUGAUGAUAACGAUACCAAUUUCAUAUAAUGGCUGUCACCUGCUAUGCUGUAAUUAAUGUGAUGCUAACGUGCAUUUGUAAAGGUAUUAUGUGAUGCUAAAGUGCAUUUGUAAAGGGAUGAUUUUAUAUCUGGCUAAAUUGCUUUUGUUAUUUCCCUUUUUAAGUUUUCACGGUGUUGGUGCAAUGCACACUCGUCUGAAUUAAAGUACACCCGUCUGGAAACACUCCCAAGCCUGUUUAUUCCAAGUUGAAGGGCUGCUACAAUAAAGAUGGUAAAAAAGAUGUCCCACGUCCAGACUGAACUGAAAAUUAGAACUUGUUUAACAAUAAACAUUUCUUGUAUUAAAAUAAACAGAAAUAUUGUGCUUUUAAAACAUAGCUUUUUAGAUCUUCACCCGGGGGUGGGUUCAAUUAUUUCAUAAA
This is a messenger RNA of Paramisgurnus dabryanus, 8009 nucleotides long. Lineage: Eukaryota; Metazoa; Chordata; Actinopteri; Cypriniformes; Cobitidae. The record is from RefSeq and is a predicted model, not a curated record.